Artibeus jamaicensis (Jamaican fruit-eating bat) is the source of this 2785-nucleotide messenger RNA. RefSeq names its product microfibril associated protein 3 like (gene MFAP3L). The record is from RefSeq and is a predicted model, not a curated record. The coding region runs from base 5 to 1588 and encodes 527 amino acids. The transcript is spliced from 3 exons. Lineage: Eukaryota; Metazoa; Chordata; Mammalia; Chiroptera; Phyllostomidae.
GGGCAUGCUCAGCGCCAGCGGCUCCGGCUCCGGUGGGUGGGAAGCGCCGCACUCCCGGCCGCCUGCCCGCGGCGCAGCCGGCUACGCUGCAGCGGCCGGCGGAGGCGGCCCGUCCGCAGUGGGUGCUGCCAGCCGUCAGAGGCAGAGCGCGGCGCAGCGGCAGCACCGAGGCUGGCCAUGGCGAGGAGCGCACGGCGGCCACCUGAGUGGCGCGGCGGCGUCAGGUUCUUCGUCAAGAACCAACCCUACGGAACCAGCACGGGUUUGUCCCAUGGCCUGCUCUGAGCAGCCUGCUGUCCGACAGAAGAUCCCAGUGGCAAACCAUCUCUGUUGCCUUACAGAGCAAGCGAAGAAGAUGGAUCGAUUGAAGAGCCAUCUGCCUGUGUGCUUUCUACCUUCUGUGCCCUGUUUAAUCCUAGUAUCCACUCUAGCGACUGCGAAGAGUGUGACUAACAGCACUUUAAACGGCACUGACGUGGUCUGGGGCUUUAUGCCCGUAAUCAUUGCCAGAACCGACCAUAUCAUAGUCAAGGAAGGGAAUAGUGCCUUGAUUAACUGUAGUGUUGAUGGCAUCCCCAAGCCACAGUUCAAGUGGUACAAUUCCAUUGGCAAGCUGCUGAAAGAAGAAGAGGAGGAGAAGGAGAGAGGAGGAGGAAAAUGGCAGAUGCUCGAGAGUGGCCUCCUGAACAUCACCAAGGUGUCUUUUUCAGACCGAGGUAAAUACACAUGUGUUGCUUCUAAUGUCUAUGGCACUGUGAACAACACGGUGACCCUGCGCGUCAUCUUCACCUCUGGGGACAUGGGUGUCUACUACAUGGUUGUCUGCCUCGUGGCCUUCACCAUUGUCAUGGUCCUCAACAUCACCCGCCUGUGUAUGAUGAGCAGCCACCUGAAGAAGACUGAGAAAGCCAUCAACGAGUUCUUUAGGACAGAAGGUGCAGAGAAGCUGCAAAAGGCAUUUGAGAUUGCCAAGCGGAUCCCCAUCAUCACCUCAGCCAAAACUCUAGAGCUUGCCAAAGUCACCCAGUUCAAAACCAUGGAGUUUGCUCGCUAUAUUGAAGAGCUUGCCAGGAGCGUGCCUCUGCCUCCUCUCAUCAUGAACUGCAGGACCAUCAUGGAGGAGAUCAUGGAGGUGGUCGGGCUGGAGGAGCAGGGGCAGAACUUUGUGCGGCACACCCCAGAGGGCCAGGAGGCCGCAGACAGGGACGAGGUGUACACGAUCCCAAACUCUCUGAAGCGAAGCGACUCCCCCACCGCCGACUCGGACGCCUCGUCACUGCAUGAACAGCCGCAGCAGAUUGCCAUCAAGGUGUCCAUUCAUCCACAGUCCAGAAAAGAUCACGUGGACGACCAAGAAGGGGUACAGUUUGAAGUCAAAGAUGAAGAGGAGACAGAACCAUCCGCCGAACAUUCUCCAGAGACUGCCGAGCCUUCCACAGAUGUAACGUCCACGGAGCUAACAUCUGAAGAGCCCACACCUGUGGAGGUGUCUCUAGACAGAGUCCUGCCGCCAGCUCACCUGGAAACUGCAGAGCCAGCAGUAGCACAGGACAGAAACACCUGCAUUAUUUAUGAAAGCCAUGUCUAAUAUCAACUCCGAAAAGCUAUGCAUAUCAAGAAAAUCAGGGGCUGCUCCUCGUAGUCCAGAUUUAGUACGCACUUGCCGCUAAGCCUUACCAGGAGACUCUCAUCCCUUAGGUAGGAGUGAUGCCAUUUUGAAAGGGGAAACACCUGUGUGCAGUUCACGUGACUGGACCUUCCCCAGUAGAAAAGGAUGUAGGAAACAUCAGGGUGCAGAACUGAUUAAUUUUGGACAGAAGGAGUCUGUCCUAGUGAUACGAAUUUUAGAGACUCUUCUCUGCCAACUACCUUAAUAGGUGAUGCCCUUUUGGCAAAGAGUACACUACUGUAAGAUAAAUUCUGAGUUCAAGAGCCCUGUCCAAUGCACACUGCAUUACUUUUCUUUUAAAAAAUUAUAGGUCUGCUACAAUAGCAAAUGCACGUAUAUGGGUUUGUUGCACUUUCUUCUCAGUUUUUUUACUUUCACUGUUCCUUUAUAAUGGAGUAAUUGUUGUUAUAUUAAUACUAAUUGCUCUUUCUGGUUUAGUCCUCUUGGUCCUUAUUUUCCCCUAGAACAUUUACCUCAGAGACUUUGGUAUCAGUCACCAACCAGUACCAGGUCUUAUAUCUUAUAACUCACUUGUAAUGUUCCAAAGUAGUUAUUAGGCUCCUUAUUUUGUUACUUCCCAGGCUUGUUUUCACACUUGAUUUUUAUUUGUUUCCAAUGAAGCUGCUGUUGUGAAACUGAGAAAAACUUUGCCCAGGAAUAGCACUUUAAUAGCCAAAUAAAAUUGUGUUUACCUGUUCAAUCAGAGAGCAUUUUGGCGAGCUCAACGGAGGUAUGGGUGGGGAAGGUUAUAAAAGGUUGAAUAUAUCCACAAUACUCAUGGCAUUUGAUGAAUUCCUGUAUGCUGUAGAAUACCGGCUACCCAGAGGAGCAUUCAGGGAAGGAUAUAAAUAUUAUGACAAUAGCAUAGGAAACUGCACCAUCAAAUUUCAUGCCAAAAUUAUUGAAUUAUUUAGUCUCACAAGAAAGCAGUUAUACGCAAGGUAGAAUGAUGUUAUAGACAAAGACAAAACUAGUCAUUCAAAGGCCAACACCUUACCUGACUGUGCUAAUAACCAGCUGCCUGGCUUUGGGCAAGUCUGGUUUUCAGUUUUCUUAUCUGUCAGAUGGGCCACACUAGAUGAGCCCUGGGCACCAUUUAAAGGGUCUCACUCACUC